Drosophila gunungcola (fruit fly) is the source of this 1303-nucleotide messenger RNA. RefSeq names its product SH3 domain-containing protein Dlish (gene Dlish). The transcript is spliced from 3 exons. The coding region runs from base 130 to 1197 and encodes 355 amino acids. Gene Ontology annotation, molecular function: protein binding. The record is from RefSeq and is a predicted model, not a curated record. Lineage: Eukaryota; Metazoa; Arthropoda; Insecta; Diptera; Drosophilidae.
GAGAAGAUCGUCAAGAAGAAGAAAAUUAAGAUCGGACACAAACAAUAAAAAAAUUAAACAAUUUGCCGUAACUUAACUGUUUUUCUCGGUUUAAGGGAGUCUAGCUGAAGAGAGGCAAGAAGAAAAGAGAUGGCUUUUCUUUGCCCCGUGCGCAUGCGGCGCGACAAAAAGAAAGCCACAAAUGCCAGCAUUGAAAGGGAUUUGCCAGUUGUGGGAGGACUAGGCAUGGGCCGUAUAACAGGUUCCUCCAGCAUUGAAACUCUGGUGCGAGUGGGCAUCGAAAAGGAACACGGUCUAAGUCCCGAUUCCAAAAUGGUUGUGCUGCAUGACUUCACUCCCUGCGUUGAUGAUGAACUGGAGGUGAAGCGGGGCCAACUGGUCAACAUCCUGUACAGGGAAAACGACUGGGUCUAUGUGAUUGGCCAGGACUCGCGGCAGGAGGGCUUCAUACCCUUCUCCUAUUGUGCUCCCUGCAACACCCAGUUGGCGGAUUUGGCUGUCAAAAAGAAACUGCCAAGGGAUCAGUGUCCCGAGCAGCCGAUCGACGAGAAUCUGCCACUCCUGGGCGCGGAAAACAAACUGGAUGUUCUCUGCGAUGAAACUUUAAAUCCAGGUUCAGCCAAGAGCAUGGAGAACAUUCUGCUGGUGGAACCAGAGUGCACUCCCUUCGUCAAAGAACCCUCCGGACGUUGCAUCGUUUUGUACACCUUUAUAGCCCGUGAUGAGAAUGAUUUGUCCGUGGAACGGGGCGAAUUUGUGACCGUGCUGAAUCGCGAGGAUCCGGAUUGGUUUUGGAUCAUGCGCAGCGAUGGCCAGGAGGGAUUCGUGCCGGCCAGCUUUAUUUAUCCGGCAGACAGCGUGCGAGUUUUGCAGCAGCAGAAAGCCACUCUGAAUGCCAUGGAGACCAUUCUGCAGCAGGGCCAGCCAGGUCAGCAGACCCAACAGCAACAGCAGCAGCAACUGGGAUUGGGAACGGAUGAUCUGCGCUACCAUGGCACGGAGCUGGUGAUGCUGUACGAUUACAAAGCGCAGGCUCCAGAUGAUCUAUACCUUUCCGUUCGGCGAGGAGACUGGAUUUACGCCGAUCUGAGCAAUCAGACUGUUGACGGCUGGCUUUGGGCUUAUGCUCCCAAAACCCGCAAAUACGGAUUUAUUCCUAAAGCCUACGCCAGACCGCCUGCCAUGACAAGUCUCUGAAAUUUUGAUUCCUUUACAUUAUCAUUAUAGUUUUUACUUUACACUUACUCAUAUUGUUUUUAAGUCAUCUAUCCAUACAAUAUCAUCACAUAUGACAUUGAUUGGA